CUAAUUUUGAACGCUGCAUAGAGCGGCGGGAGAGAAAUGCUCUUGUCGAGACAUCUCCGGCGAUUCGAUCGACUUCGAAUCGUUUCUUCACCCUCCGUUCGUCUUCUAUCUGCAAAACCCGUUUCCGACGAGAAGCUCCGAUGUCAGGUGGAAGAGUCCAGCUACGAUCAGAGAACAGUAUGCGAAGCGAUCACAUGCUACAGCAACGACUGGCAAAAGGCGUUGGAGUUUUUCAACUGGGUCGAGAAGGAAUCCGGAUUCGAACACACCACCGAGACGUUCAACCGCAUGAUCGAUGUUCUCGGUAAGUACUUCGAGUUCGAUGCUUCCUGGUCUUUGGUUAACCGGAUGAAGGAGAACCCCGGUUCGAUUCCCAAUCACGUCACUUUCCGAAUAAUAUUCAAGCGUUACGUCACGGCUCAUCUUGUUCAGGAGGCUAUAGAUACUUACGAUAGGUUAGAUGAUUUCAAUUUGAGAGACGAGACGUCUUUUUGUAAUCUCGUGGAUGCGCUUUGCGAGCAUAAGCAUGUGGUUGAAGCAGAGGAGCUCUGUUUCGGGAAGAGUGUGGUUGGUGUGAGUAGUAACACUACUAAGAUUCAUAACUUGAUUCUUCGCGGGUGGUCGAAGCUGGGAUGGUGGGGGAAGUGCAAGGAGUAUUGGGAGAAGAUGGAUAAGGAAGGUGUUGUGAAGGAUCUGUUUUCGUAUUCUAUUUACAUGGAUAUAAUGUGUAAGAGUGGGAAGCCUUGGAAAGCUGUGAACUUGUACAAGGAGAUGAAGAGGAAGAGGAUCAAGCUCGAUGUUGUUGCGUACAACACUGUUAUUCGCGCCAUUGGAGCAUCGGAAGGCGUUGACUUUGGUGUUAGAGUGUUUAAGGAGAUGAAGGAGAGAGGCUGUGAGCCUAACGUCGCGACGCAUAACACGGUUAUUAAGCUUUUGUGUGAAGAAGGGAGGGUGAAGGAUGCGUAUGGGAUGCUUAACGAGAUGCCUAAGAGAGGUUGUCAGCCGGAUUCGAUUACUUAUAUGUGUUUCUUUGCCCGUAUGGAGAAACCGAGAGAGAUCCUGAGUCUGUUUGGUAGGAUGAUAAGGAGUGGGGUUAGGCCGAGGAUGGAUACUUAUGUGAUGCUUAUGAGGAAGUUUGAGAGAUGGGGGUUUCUUCAGCCGGUUUUGCAUGUGUGGAAGACGAUGAAGGAGUCUGGGGAUACUCCUGAUUCGGCUGCUUAUAACGCUAUGAUUGACGCUUUGAUUCAGAAAGGGAUGUUGGAAAUGGCUAAGGAGUAUGAAGAUGAAAUGGUUGAAAGAGGGCUGUCUCCGAGGAGAAGGCCUGAGUUGGUAGACACGUCACUAGAAGAAACGCUAGUUUGUAGAUAAUAGAAAAGUCCGUUGAAGAAACUAUUGUUUGGUUAUUUGUUCAAAACGGACAAACAUGUCAAUGAAGCGAUCUUUGGUAUCAAGAAGCUUCCUGCGGUUGAAGAAAUCGCCCAAAGCUUGAAAGAGGGGUGGAUCAAGUGGGUGAGUGAAGAAACCGUGAGAGCAUGAGUCUUAAGCAAGUAAACCUCUUGGUCGAGAUUUAGUAUAAUGUAGUAUAUUCAUUUUGAAGUGUAGUUGCCUUUGUUGUAUUUGGUGAGGUGAUUUUUUUUGGUAAGGAUAUGGAAACGAUAUGAUUUUUAUCUUCAUGUAAACAUAAAAUCAUGAAGUCAAUCUUAAUGCAGUUUUCCGUUUCAAAAA
Molecule: messenger RNA, 1725 nt
Organism: Brassica oleracea var. oleracea
Lineage: Eukaryota; Viridiplantae; Streptophyta; Magnoliopsida; Brassicales; Brassicaceae
Product: pentatricopeptide repeat-containing protein At1g80550, mitochondrial
Exons: 2
Coding region: 37-1368 (443 amino acids)
Molecular function (GO): protein binding
Source: RefSeq, a predicted model, not a curated record